Molecule: messenger RNA, 9370 nt
Organism: Acipenser ruthenus (sterlet)
Lineage: Eukaryota; Metazoa; Chordata; Actinopteri; Acipenseriformes; Acipenseridae
Product: patched domain-containing protein 1-like
Exons: 3
Coding region: 381-3098 (905 amino acids)
Cellular component (GO): membrane
Source: RefSeq, a predicted model, not a curated record
UCACUGGUAGCACGAUGCUGUAUGGUCUAAAAAUAACCCAUCAGCAUUUUUCUCUUUCUUCCUUGCACAUGGUUACUGUUAAGUUCAUGAAUCAAGCGGCGCCGUUAGUACAGUUGGAAGAACUACACAUGCACAUCAGACUAAAGGCUUCCUGCUAUUGCAGCAGAAGCAAUACCAAUACUAUCAGAGAUAAAUUGUAAAAAAAAAAAAAAAAAGAAAAAAGAAAAAAGAAAAAGGGGGUGAGGAAUGGCUUGAGAGGAAUAGAAAAAAAGCCACGAGUGAUCAAUAUCUGGCUGUCGUUGAAAAUUGCUGCAGUGUUUUAAAGGAGUCGCAUAUUCUAAAAGGCAUUGACAGAGCGGGGCACCGGAGCCACAUGUCACAUGUGCUUCGUAGGAAGAAACGGGGCAUCUGCAAGCUGGACCUGGAGGAGGAUGCUGCGGCAAGUGAUUCACAGAGGGCUCAAAGCUGCUUUUUACUGGCUCGGCUUAUUUGUUAGCAGGCAUCCAGUGUUUUUCCUCACUGUUCCCGCAGUCUUAACUAUAAUCUUCGGAUCCACCGUCGUGAGCAGAUUUAAGCCCGAAACAGACCUAGAGAUUCUGGUUUCCCCGACCCACAGCCUGGCAAAAAUAGAAAGGAGUCUGGCGAACAGUCUUUUCCCUAUCGAGCAGUCCAAAAACAAGCUGUAUUCAGACCUGCACACUCCUGGCAGAUAUGGCAGGCUGAUCCUGCUCUCGAAAUCCAGGGAAAACAUUUUGGAGCUACCCAAUCAGGUCCUACAGGUACAUAAAUCGGUGCUGGAUUUGAAAGUUAAUUACAAAGGUUUUAAUUACACUUUCGCUCAUCUGUGUGUCAUGAGCAAUCGGGACAAGACAUGUCUUUUGGAUGAUAUUAUUUCGAUUUUCGAGGACCUCCAGCAAGCUGCCGCUUCAAAUAGCACACCUUCUUCCAGAGUGCAAGUCAGCUAUCCAAACACCAGAUUAAAGGAUGGCAGGAUCUCUUUCAUUGGCCACCAGCUGGGAGGGGUCACAUUCGCUGCAAAUAGCAAAGAUCAGCAAUUCAAGACUGCCAGAGCAGUCCAGAUCACUUACUACCUCCACAACUAUGGCAACGCAAACCAGGACAUCAUUGCUGAGAAAUGGGAAAAUGAAUUCUGCAAGCUCUUGCUCAAACUCUCUGCAGUGAACGAAGACAUUUAUAUCCAAUCACUGACCUCAUUCAGUCUCUGGAGAGAUUUUAAUAAAACGGGCAUGUUGGCAAGGAGUGAGGUGUUGGUGAGUCUGGUGCUGAUUCUGCUGGCAGCCACAGUCUCCAGUUCUAUGAGGGACUGCCUUCGAGGAAAGCCUUUCCUUGGGCUGCUGGGAGUUUUUACUAUCUGUAUCGCCAAUGUUACUGCAGCAGGGAUAUUUUUCAUUACAGAUGGAAAGUAUAAUUCUACACUGCUGGGAGUCCCCUUCUUUGCUAUGGGUCAUGGAACAAAAGGAGUUUUUGAGCUGCUUGCAGGAUGGAGAAGAACUCGAGAAAACCAGCCUUUCAAAGAAAGAGUAGCAGAUACCUUUGCAGAUGUGAUGGUUUGCUACACCAUGACUAGCUCCAUGUACCUCCUUACAUUUGGCAUGGGGGCCAGUCCCUUCACCAAUAUUGAAUCAGUGAAAAUAUUCUGCCAGAACAUGUGUGUUACGAUCCUUGUGAACUACUUCUAUGUCUUUUCAUUUUAUGGCUCAUGCUUGGUCUUUGCUGGCCAGCUGGAACAAAACAGAUACCACAGUGUGUUCUGCUGCAAAAUACCAUCUUCAGAGUAUUUAGAAAGGCAGCCUACAUGGUUCAAGACAAUGAUGAGUGAUGGGCAUGAUCUUUCUACACAUCACGACAGUGUCCCCUAUCAAAAUCACUUCAUUCAGCACUUCCUACGGGAACACUACACGGAAUGGAUUACCAAUACGUAUGUGAAGCCAUUUGUUGUAAUAUUAUAUCUAAUUUAUGCAUCAUUUUCUUUCAUGGGGUGUUUACAAAUUAGUGAUGGAUCAAACAUACUCAACCUCUUAGCUAGUGACUCACCAAGUGUCUCCUAUGCACUUACCCAGCAAAAAUACUUCAGUAACUACAGUCCUGUAAUUGGGUUCUAUAUUUAUGAGCCAAUAGAGUACUGGAACACAACUGUACAAGAACAUUUAAAUACAUUAGGUCAUGGGUUUAAUAGAAUAUCAUGGAUUGAUCAUUACUUUCAGCAUUUAAAAGUCAUCAAUAUUACUACUCCAACCAAAAGCGAUUUUAUAACUGUUCUGCAAAAUUCAUUCUUGAUAAAAAAAGAAUUUCAGCACUUUAAGGAUGACAUCAUUUUUUCCAAAACAGGGGAUGAAGUCGAUAUCAUUGCAUCCAGGAUGUAUAUGGUUGCCAGAACCAGCGAGAACACAAGGGAAGAGGUCGUUGAAUUGCUGGAUCGGCUAAGGCCAUUGUCUCUUAUCAACAGCAUCAAAUUUAUUGUGUUUAAUCCUACCUUUGUGUUCAUGGAUCGCUACAGCUCCUCCAUCAUAUCACCCAUUCUGACGUCUGGAUUUAGUGUCCUGAUUGCCUUAGUCCUGACCGUCUUCCUAGUUAUUAAUCCACUUGGUAACUUUUGGUUGAUAAUCACAGUCACCUCAGUAGAGUUAGGCGUUCUUGGCUUGAUGACGUUAUGGAACGUAGACAUGGAUAGCAUAUCUAUUCUGUGCCUUAUUUACACUUUGAAUUUCGCGAUGGAUCACUGUGCACCUCAUCUUUAUACUUUUGUAUUGGCAACCGAGCACACUAGGACUCAGUGCAUAAAGAUCUCCUUGGAGGAGCAUGGGGCAGCCAUUUUGCAAACUGCAUCCUGUUUUCUCAUUGGGCUGAUGCCCCUUUUGUUUGUGCCUUCAAACUUGACCUUUACGCUGUUCAAAUGCUCUUUACUUACCGCCGGGUGUACAGUGCUGCACUGCUUUGUGAUAUUACCUGUUUUUUUAACAUUUUUUCCACCAUCAAAAAAGAGGCAGAAGAAAAAAAAACGUGCAAAGAGAAAAGAGAGGGAGGAAAUUGAAUGCAUAGAGGUCAGAGAUCAUCCUGAUCACGUGACUAGUGUUUGAAAAGCCCUCCAUUAAAAAGAAAGGGAAUCUACUUGAUGGAAAAUAUUUUGGUGUUGGGAAAUAUGGCACUUAACACAGGUUUACAGUGAUUGGGCUGGCCGCUUAGCCAGGCAGAGGUAGGUCAUAAUAACCUACGCAGUACUGGAGUAUAGUCAAGCAGCACAGACGAUAAGAAAAAAUGCCACUCUUCACUAAUGUACUUGUAAAGAAAUUAUUUUUCUAUACCAAUCAGCAAACAUAAAAAAGUGAUAGCUACCUAUCAAUACUGGUCAUCUGUAUGUACUGUUUUUAUACUUUAACUGACCAUUAAUUAAACUGGGAUUCCACAUCCUUGAAAUGGAAAUCUGAAAGACAGUUAUUCUAACAUACAUCAAAGGGGAGGGGAAUACGCCUGGGUAUAGAUAUGCUUUUCUUAUAAUAAUUAUUUAUUAAUUAUGCAUAUCAUUUCCAUAACCACUUGUAGUUUAAUUAAAUUGUAUGUGAUUAUUAUUUAAUAAGCAUUAGUGAAGAAUGACAUGUUAUAUUAAAGAUGCAGUGAUACUCUGAAAUGAGAUGUUUGGCUAAUGCUUUGAAAGACUAAUUCCAUAAUCAUAUUAGAUCAGUACUCUAUAUGGUUAUAGUUGUAGUGGACAAAAUGACUAUUUGGCACAGUGUAUUUGUUUGUAAUCUGUUGAAGGAAGCCACAUUUCACCCCUGGGACAUUAGUUCUUAUCCAGUUUCUUAUACUGUGUUUCUUAUAUUGCUCCAUCUAAUGAGCAUUGGUAUUAUGAUUAACUCUGAGGGCUCUAGCCUUGUUCUCAAAAGUCAAACUUAAUGGUGUAAUGUAGCACAUGGCACAAUAUGGAAGUCUCUGGUGAGGUGAAAUUAGCAAUUGUACUUUGCUAUUAAACAAAACAUUCAUGCAAAGCUUUAUAUGUUAAAAUAAAAUAAUAUGGUAAUGCAAAAUAAUACAUCUACAAAAACUGUUGUCAACUACAGAUGUUUAAAAUAAAUAAAUAAAUAAAUAAGAAACAGUCACAAACUAAAAUUAUAGGACACAUGUAAGGGUUGCCAUUUAGGGUUUUUAAAUGGGUUCAGAAAGAACAUACUGUAAAAGUAGCAUCAAAAUAACCCUGCUAUGCAUUGAACUGACUGGGAGAAAUACUGUCCCAUGUUGUUUUCAAUGUUGUUUUCAAUGUUUCAAUACUGUCCCAUGUUGUUUUCAAAGUUACAACUUAGAUUGCUGUGAAGUAAGAACUGUCUUCUAAUGUUUUAACAGUGGGUACAACAUGUAAUACAAAUAUAUCUACAUGUUCCAAAAAUGUCAAAUGAAUUCAUUACUAUACAAUGCAGUGUUUCAGAACAUUAUCUUGUGAUACAGAUUCUGGUUUUGAGCAUCGAAACGUAACCACGAAAGGACUUUGUAAUGAAGUGGAAUCAAGCAUCGUUCAAAUGUUAUCAUUGACAUAUCAGGCGAAAUGACCUAUGGACUGUUAACAUGCCAGUCUGUACAUACAGCCUUGUAAUUGGAAGCGUUCCACUAAGCAUGGGCUCAAUGGAUCCCUCAAAACAACAGCUUUUAGUUAAACAUUUAUAUUGAUUGUUUAAAUUUAUUUUAUUUUUAAUUAUAUUCAUCAAAAUAUUAAAUGCUUUGGAAGGGAUAUGAUGCCAUUAGCCCUUUUCGCAUUAAAUAAAUAAAUAAAUAAAUGUUUAAUUUGCAUUAUACCGAACAAAAUAUACAUACAUUUAAAUGCCAUCAAGUCUUUUUUUUUUUUUUAUAAAGGCGCCCGGCCAGACUACAGGGGUCGCUGGACCGCGGUGAGCCGAGAACACCCUGGCCGACCUAACCCUCCCUCCCUUCCCCCGGGCGACGCUCGGCCAAUUGAGCGACGCCCCCUGGGAGCUCCCGUCCACGGUCGGCUGUGGAAUAGCCUGCACUGGAAUUCGCGACGUCCAGACUAUAGAGCGCAUCCUGCACUCCACGUGGAGCGCCUUUACUGGAUGCGCCACUCGGGAGCCCCAAAUGCCAUCAAUUUGAUAUGGUUAUAUACGUUGAUAGAUGAAAUAGUUGCCGUAUUAUAAUAUAUGACAAUAUACAAAUUUAAUAAAAACCUAAAUACAGUAAUUUGCCUGGUUUCUAAAACCCAAAGGCUCUGUAUUGGCUUUCUUGACUUGUUUCUUUUUCAUUGGUCUCCGUAACAUUUUUAUCUUUACAUUUAUGAUUAAAAAUGAAGCUACAUAGUUGAAGCAUGUUUUGAAUUUCUGCUCACCACUUCUGCAAACAAGUCAUUUACAGUCUUCACUUGCCUGUACUGACAGCAGCAUGUGUUCAGGUGUUUUGCUAUAGAAUAAAGUGUACAAUAUGCAACACCUCAUGACUAGGCUGGCAGACGUGCAUUUUAGUAGAGGCUGGUGCGUGACAUUGCCAGUUAUAUACAGGAUGAGUGGUUCCCAGCCACAUUUAGUUCUGGCAUGCUGUCAAAGGCUGUGUGCAAUAUAACAUCUCAUUCUGUACCCAUUUCACCAUAUGUGAGACAAUGGUUCUGAAUUAGUAAGAUAUUAAGCAGAUUUUAAUAUAUAGUCUUCACCAAAAUGCUUUAGAAAAGUCAAUGAUUGAUUGCUUUAUCAAAACCUUGACAAGUUCUUCAAACAAUUGCCAUGCAAUUCAGUAUUCAUUUUAAAUACGGGUUCAACCAAAAAAUCAAUCUGCAAACAAGACAUAACUUGACAAAUAAUGCAUCAAUCCAUGUUUAUACAGGUGGAAAAAGUACAUGUAUUACUUGUUAUGUAUGCCUAAUUCAAUGGUAUAUAAUUAAAGUAAAGGCGGAUAUGUAAAAAGGCAGAUCAAUGAAUGCUGUUUUAAAUACCAUUAUACACAGCUGUAACAAUUACUAUAUUCACACCAUUAUUGUUUUGAGAUUCAGCUUUUAUUGGGGAGCUCCGCUAAAUCCCUUGUUUUUGAAAGAUACAGGGUAUUAAUGCUUAUGAUAGUGCAUUCACUGUUGAGUAACAGGCAGGAGAUCGAGAAGGAGGUUGAAGUUGAUACGUUGACACUAAUCUUCUCUGUUCGAUAAUAAACUAACAUUGCUGAAGAGCUUGAUCAUGGCGGAUAAACAGAUUACUGUACUUAACAAGUAAUAUUGAAACAACAGUAUUCAGCUUGACAAAAAAAAAAUAGGACUACAGUAAAACUUUAGUUUGAGAGCUUCUAUCAAGCCAAGGUCACUUUUGUCGUUUCCACUUAUUAAAUCAAGGACAUUGUUGCAUAAAUGAUUAGGCUUGGGUUUUAAGGUUUACCAAACUGUAUAGUGGUUUGGUUAUUUCAAAAGCUGUCCAGACUAUAUUGUGACCAUCGAAGCAAUUCAUUGUGAAUCAGUGUAUGUUCCAGGAGUGAAAUGUAGACCACUGCAUCCAAUACUAUUGUGAUAUUAUUCUUCACAACAGUCACUGGCAGGACGCAUUUGAUCAGAUGCUCAGAUAGCAAUACUGCAAUAUGUUUAGCAGCUUUUAGAAAAUGAGUGACGAAUGAAUGGUCCAAUGUAAAAUUGCAUGUUUCUAGGUGGACACACAACAAGGUAAUAAAUACAUAGGGGUACUGUAGAGACAGAUUAGUAAACCAGACAACAAGAAAAUAUGACCAGUUCAGUGUUUAAUGUUAAUGUCUAAUAUUGUACUAUGAAUGAUUCAUGUCAGCUUUUUUUAAUAAAUAUAGAAAAACAUGACAUAGCGUAAAAUAAGAGAUGGAUAUACAGAUAUAUGAUGUAUAAUAUAAUUUUAUACUACUUCAUCUUUACCAGAAGAUAUUGCCACAUAAAUGGCUGGUUUCACAGACCCUGAUUAGAACUAAUCUUGGACUGCCUUACCUAAGUUAACACUGAGUAGUCCAAGACUAGUGCUAUUCAUUAUAUAAGUAUAGAUCUACACAUACUUUCCCUGUGCUUACCUGGAGAAUCUGGUACCAUGAAAAUUCUACCUAGUCCUAAUUGGCUGGGUUUCCAUGGAAAAAUAAAAAUAAGUCUCAGCUUUUAUUCACAUUAUUUUGAUAGGAGAAAUUCUCCUCCCAAAUGCAAAUUACCUAAUUAAUAUUAAAAUACAGGGGGUAUAUUUAAAUGUUUCUGUCUGAGUUAUAAUUUAGCCUUGCACGACUACUGAUAUCGUGCAGCUUUAUUAAACUGGGUUUUUAGCUUGUGUUGACGAAUCGCAAGUACAGCCUGUCUCAUUUGACCACCAAAACAAUAUAAUACAAAAUGCAAAAUUAUCCAGUCAAAAUGUUUAGUACAGUACAUUUUCAAAAUACUGGUAGUAAAUGUACUAUAGGCUACCCUACUCGCCCACAUCUCCCACUACAUAAUAAUAAUAAUAAUAAUAAUAAUAAUAAUAAUAAUAAUAAUAAUAAUAAAUACCUAAAUCUGAAUUCCGCAGGGACAGUGCGAGGCUCUCACCAUUAGAAUGUGAUUAUAUAUUUGUUGUUGUUGUUAUUGGGGAUCUAGUAUUCUGGUAGUCCAUACGACUUCUCAGUAGAUGGAAAUAUAGUUACUUCAGUAUUUAUUUUUUUGUUUAUGAAACAACUAAACAAUAAAGCACUUUCAUUUUAUGAGUCAAAUGCCAGUAAUUUGAAACGUUGAAUAAAUGGUGUCACAAAAAAAUAUUGAAUGAAGAGGUCUCUAAAUAUGCUUAUUUUUUUCCUAUUUGGUCAAAGAGCUUCUAUCAGAUCUCAGUUGUUAAUAAAGAAUUGCUUGGUAUGGCCUUUAGUUGAAAAUAGAACGUUUUAACGUGAGAAGGGGCUUUACCCACCCUUUUAAAUCGCACCAUGUUUUAGCCGCGCACCUCCUGUAGCGUGAGGAUUGUUCAUGAUAUGUGUGUGCUACGUCACAUUCUCAUGACAAUGGAGAGAGAGUUUGCAGUUUCAAAAUUGUACUUGUUGACUAGCUAUAUGGAAUUAGGCUUUCUGCAUCAGACAACAUUUGUUUAAAGCAUCAGCAACUACUGAUUAAACAACAUUAUCAAUAUUAUGAAAAACUACAAACUGAUGUAAACAGAUUGUAACAGGUUGAUGUUACAUACGCGAGUCGUCACUGAAUAAUACUGAAUACGCUACAGAGCAGUGGGUGUUGGCACGCCGCACAGGUUUAUUAAACAACACAGGUGCUGCCACUAGGAUGCCAGCAAUGGUAGCCCUAGUGUCAAAUUUAAUAAAGAAAAUUAAACAAAUAAAGGUCUGCCCACAAAUGUCAAGCGCUAGUCCCACUAAAAGGAAUGUCCCGCUCCAGGAACCUACUACACUACGCAAACUCUCUCUAUACUGUUUGGGAUCCCCUAGACUGACCUAUUUCUGGGCUCCUGGAGUCCCUGCAUCCUCACGGCGACUCUAUCCUUUUCAAAAGGCCUCAGCUGGGCAAUGCCUUCACGAGCACCAUCUUGCAGUGGAAGGGUUUUGUGUAGUAGUUCUCUCCAUGGAGCGGACACUCUCCUCUUCGAUGUCAACACAGCAAGCUUUUGCUUAGCCACCCAUCUGCAUGGCUAUGGCCAUGCGUAACCUUGAGCUGUGGCACAGACACCCUUUGAGCUGUGCGCAGGCUCCCCGGGCACACCCACCAGGCACACACCCCCAGCCAAUCAGGACCUCCCGAUCAACUCAGCACAGGGCAAGCCUACCUGCUCAAUUAGUUGCUUAACAACACGUCUCCUGUUCCGCAUCCAAGCUGCUUCCAUAAAGGCAAACAUGCACUCAAGAACCAGCGACAGGGUACUCCCUGGCACACAGUUGCUGACAAAACUGCAGUGAAUCACUGUCUGUAACUCAGACAUUGAAUGGCCAAUAUUGAAGUAAUGCAUGUACAGUUUUUUGUAAAGCAUACACAAACGUAACUAUUUAUAUUAAAAGAUUGUUAGAGCAAAUGCCAUAAUUUGUUUUUGAAAUAUACAGUCUAAUUCCCAAUGUAAUACUAAUACAGUGCUUCCUCGUUUUAAGACAGUAUGGUCAUAGCUCUCAUAGUGCCAUUCUCCUAACACUUUCAUUCUUGUUAUACAGCACAAAUACCACACUCUCUUAACAAAGAUUCCUGACAACAUCAAAGUUAUACAGAUGGAACAAUGCAGAUAACUAUGGGCUAAAUUCAAUAAAAUAUCAGAUUUGGGAGAACUAUAUCUUUAGAAAUGUAUACUGAAUAUAUUCCUGUAUGUUUAAAUGUGUAAGAAAGUCAUAUUUCCCAAGCUAUCUGUUUUUAGACAUUAUUGAUAUUGAGUAUUAUUGCUAUUCCAUUGUAGCAGAGCUAUUUAAUCGACAAUUAUAA